AUGGUCAAGAGAAAGGCCAAAGAUGUCGGAGAUGAAGUUCACGUAGCGCCUCGGAGAUCAAGUCGACAAAAAGUAAACAAUACUGAGAGCUUGAAAGAAAAGGCUACAACUUCAUCAACUUCGUAUCCCUCGGCACCGAAUACCAAGAAGGAGAUCAAAAAGCAGACGGCAAACAGAGAUUCUCAAAAAGAAGCAAAUGUUAACGGAGAAGUUACUGCACCAAAACCGACUGUUAGUUCUACCAAAUCCACAGAAUCUACCAACCUAUCUCUACCAAAUGGCACCAAAUCUACUACAACAGAAAUUCUCUCGGGCGAAUCCUCAUCAACUCGUCAAUAUUGGCUAAUGAAAGCUGAACCUGAAUCACGUAUCGAAAAAGGUCAUGAUAUUAAAUUCUCCAUCGAUGAUUUGGCAGCCAAAACUGAACCAGAGCCUUGGGAUGGAAUACGAGCAUAUCCAGCACGCAACAAUCUUCGUGCGAUGAAAAAGGGAGAUUUGGCCUUCUUUUAUCAUUCAUCAUGCAAAGUUCCUGCAAUUGUUGGAAUCAUGGAGAUUGUUGAAGAACAUUCUCCGGAUCUCUCAGCGCAUGAUCCUACGGCCCCGUACUACGAUCCCAAAUCGUCACCGGAUGAUCCCAAGUGGAGUGUCGUACACGUCGAAUUUCGCCAGAAACUAAAAACACCUAUCACGCUCAAGGAAAUCAAAGCUUGGUUUGAAGAAAAGGGAAAUGCAUUGAAUAAUAUGCAAAUGUUGAAGCUGGCACGGUUGAGUGUAAGCAAAGUAACUAGUGAUGAGUGGAGAUUCCUGGUAGGUGAAAUGGAGAAGAAUGGGGAUGUGAUUAAGGAAUAG
Botrytis deweyae is the source of this 849-nucleotide messenger RNA. RefSeq lists its product as uncharacterized. The record is from RefSeq and is a predicted model, not a curated record. NCBI's taxonomy places the organism in Eukaryota, Fungi, Ascomycota, Leotiomycetes, Helotiales, Sclerotiniaceae. Bases 1 to 849 code for a protein of 282 amino acids. The transcript is spliced from 5 exons. Gene Ontology annotation, cellular component: nucleus.